Cyprinodon variegatus (sheepshead minnow) is the source of this 3109-nucleotide messenger RNA. RefSeq names its product ELAV-like protein 1 (gene elavl1a). Lineage: Eukaryota; Metazoa; Chordata; Actinopteri; Cyprinodontiformes; Cyprinodontidae. Gene Ontology annotation, cellular component: ribonucleoprotein complex. Gene Ontology annotation, molecular function: RNA binding. The record is from RefSeq and is a predicted model, not a curated record. The transcript is spliced from 7 exons. Bases 147 to 1181 code for a protein of 344 amino acids.
UCACGUGGUCACGUCCUCCUUCCUCCGCUUCUUCUCGACGUCAGGCUGACUUGAAGGCAACGUUAUCUAAAAGGAGGAUAAAUAGAAGCGGGGAGUAGAAACAGCAACUACCCCAUAAGCUGCCUCAGGAGCAGUGAAGUGUCUUCAUGGCAGUUCGUCGAGGACACAAUAAGUACUUUAAAGACGUGUAUGAGAUGUCUAACGGGUAUGAAGACCACAUGGGAGGGGAUGAGGCGAAGGAUGCAAAAACUAACCUGAUAGUGAACUACCUGCCUCAGAGCAUGACUCAAGACGAGCUGCGAAGCCUCUUCAACAGCAUUGGAGAGGUGGAGUCCGCCAAGCUGGUGCGAGAUAAAAUGGCAGGCCACAGUUUAGGGUACGGAUUUGUUAACUAUCUUAACCCUAGUGAUGCAGAAAGAGCUAUCAGUACUCUGAAUGGACUAAGGCUACAGUCCAAAACUAUCAAGGUUUCAUACGCACGGCCCAGCUCUGAAACAAUAAAGGAUGCAAACUUGUAUAUCAGCGGUCUGCCCAGGUCCAUGACACAGAAGGAUGUGGAGGAAAUGUUUUCUCGCUUCGGGCAUAUCAUAAAUUCCAGAGUACUUGUUGAUCAGUCUUCAGGUACGACAGGCGUCUCUCGUGGGGUGGCUUUUAUCCGGUUUGAUAAACGAGCCGAGGCUGAGGAAGCUGUCAAGAGCCUGAAUGGUCAAAAGCCGCCUGGAGCCUCAGAGCCGAUCACAGUGAAAUUUGCCGCCAACCCAAACCAGGUGAAGAAUACGCAGGUCAUCUCGCAGCUCUACCACAACCAGUCCCGGCGCUUCGGCGGGCCUUUGCACCACCAGGCACAACGGUUUAGGUUUUCUCCAAUGGGUGUUGAUCACAUGGGCGGCAUGGGAGGCGUGAAUGUUCCCGGUAGCUCCUCGUCUGGCUGGUGCAUCUUCAUCUACAAUCUGGGUCAGGAUGCUGAUGAGAGCAUCCUGUGGCAGAUGUUCGGCCCUUUCGGCGCAGUCACAAAUGUUAAGGUGAUCCGCGACUUCAACACCAACAAGUGCAAGGGAUUCGGUUUUGUAACCAUGACAAACUACGAGGAGGCGGCGAUGGCCAUCACCAGUCUGAACGGGUACCGGCUCGGAGAUAAGAUAUUGCAAGUGUCCUUUAAGACAAGCAAGGGCCACAAGUAGAUUGAUAUGGACAGUUUGUGUAGAAGGGUGCAGUUAACAGGCUGUGUCAGGCUUUUUAGUAGAAAAGUGAAUUUUAAUGCCAAAGUCUGGCACAUUUUCGGUUUAUUCGUAUUUUGAGUAAACUGAGAAUUUCAUUCUUCUGCACCUUUGUACUUGUCUAAAGAAGUGUCUUUUCAUGUCUUUUUUUUUCCGUAUUGAUAUACUAAUUUUUCUUUUUUUUUUUUGGGACUUGAUGUCACUCAAUUUAAAUUUGUUUUUGUAUUCAUAAUAAUUCCUCAAAUUGAUUGAAAUUGUCAAAAUCUAAAAUACUGUUUUAUAUGUUGCAUGAUUCAUAGCAUGAGGACAGUGGAGGGCUCCCAAUAAAAAGAAUUGAAUAAUAAAAAAACAGCUUAUUCAAAAAUGGACAAUUCAAUGGUUAACAUGGAGCAAAAAUAACUAAAAACUACACAUGCCAACACACCAAAUUUUUAAAUAGGGGGCAUUGUUUUGAACAUGUUUGAUAAAAGCAAAGCACUUUUAAAAUGUUAUGUUUGCAAAUUAUCUGGAUAUCAAUCUUCUGAUGCUGACAAACAUCAGCUCAUCCUCUGACCAACAUUUCGACUGUGCAGAAAAAUCUAUUUGUUUUGGUACCCCUAAGGGUUUGUCUCUGUUUUUACAUAACUCGUAUUCAAGAAAAGAUUAAGACAAUAUAUAAGACUUAAAAAGGACCAAAGCCAGAGAUCCCAAACAUCAAACAUUUUUUAGGGGAUUUAGUAAGAAAACUCGCAAUGUUUCUGGAUUUUUUUUUUUAUAAAUCGGUACUGAAUUAUGUGAAGCUUUCUGACAUCAACCCCUAUUAGUAUAUAUAUUUUUUUCUUUUGUUUUAAUUAUAUUUCUUUGUAGGGAGCCACAUUUCUGUUUCAAUUUAAGUUGCAAGCUUGUGCAAAGAAGAGCUAAGUUUGGAGAUAAAUGAAUAGCCUUUGUUAACAAUUAAAGUUAAGGUUUGCUUUUGUUUCUUUCUUUUUCUUUUUUUUUUUUUUUGAUUUGGUUGUUCCAUUAUAAAUAUUAAACCAUUAAAUUUUAUUUCAUUUUGAACGUUUUGUUUCGUUUGUUUCUUUCAUUUAUUUGCAAUUUUUAUUUGAGUUUUGUUAUUUUAUUUUUUCGAAGCAGAAAUUCUCCAGCCUCCCAAAAGUUCGUGAUGAUUCUAAUCUAUUCUCCAUUUAAUAGCAAGACAGAAUUCAUAUAUUAAACAUCAAGUGGACCAAAACAAAUUUAGACGACUGAGGGAGGGUUACAUUGUGUUGAUGCCGCGUUUUAAGAGAAAACAUCCUUAAAGAAAAUAUAAAAGAUUUAAAAAAUAAAUAAAAACAAAAAAUUAGAACAGAAAGGAUUAGUAAAUAGAAUUUAUGUUAGGAUUGGCUGUUCUUGCAUAAAUAGCCCCCCAUGAAUCUGGUUGCUCUUUCAGAAUGUGUAUUGGAUAUUUUCUAGAUUUACAUUUUAAGAAAAGUCUUUGGUAUUUAAAUAUUUUAAUGUCAACUUAAAGUGAUUAAAAAAAACUAAUAUUAGCAGAUAUAGCUUUUUUUUCUGGUAAGAUCUGAAUGUUUUCAUAUGUCAAGCUCAGCAUACAGCAGUUCAUCUUCCUUUCAUUGAUUUUGUGGAAAGGUGGUAAGAAUGAUUUUAUGUCCUUUUAUCCAAACUCAGCAGACACUGACCCAGGGAACAUUUGGUAUGUAUUUAAACCCAUGAAAAUAGGACUAAAACCAAGUCAAAAAAGAAAAUCCAACCUUCAGGAUAUCCAUAUGUUUGAGUCCUUUGUGCAAUAUUUUAAAACUUGCUGAGAGCAGGUGAUAGUCCUGGACUUUUUAUACACUUUGUUUUAUACUGACAUGUUACUGCUUUUGUUCUUUUCCAUGUGCAGUCUUGUUUGAAAUGUGUGAAAUGUUAAAAGU